Molecule: messenger RNA, 2300 nt
Organism: Oreochromis aureus
Lineage: Eukaryota; Metazoa; Chordata; Actinopteri; Cichliformes; Cichlidae
Product: ICOS ligand-like
Exons: 7
Coding region: 283-1059 (258 amino acids)
Biological process (GO): cell surface receptor signaling pathway; negative regulation of T cell proliferation; cellular response to lipopolysaccharide
Cellular component (GO): external side of plasma membrane
Source: RefSeq, a predicted model, not a curated record
CGACUGAAACAGAAGCAGAGCAGUUUCUACAGUGUGUGAUUAACUCGUGCAGUUCAUGUAAACUUGAAUUUAAGAACAACAGAAAAUAUUAGAGCUACGUCAGCUUUACCCAUCAAAGAGGACAGACUUACUCCAGCAGCUCUCUGUGGGUUCCCACUGGUGGCAGCUUCCUCUGAAACUAAUGGAACCAGAGGAGAGCCGUUACUCUGGCAGUGCACACUCAGUGAACAGUUUGAUCCAGAGAAAGUCGGCAUUUACUGGCAGAACCAAAAUAAUAAUGAAAUGCUCCACUAUUACAGAAAUGGAAAGGAGGAUUUGGAACAUCAAAGCGUGUCAUUUAAAAACAGAACCAAAAUCUUUCCUGAUCAGUUACGAUCUGGAAACUUGUCCCUUAUCAUCGAUCCGCUGAUGCCUGAAGACAACCUGAAGUCCCUUAAAGUCGUUUUCAACCAUGCAGGAGAUAUCAAGGACAAACUCUGCCAAACCAUGGUUCAUGUAGCAGCUAAUUUUAAGGAGCCAAACAUCGAGAUCAACCAAAAGAAGAUGACAGCAACUUGCACAACACAGGGGGGCUUUCCUGAACCUGAACUGGCAUGGAUUUCCACCGACCAUGAAGGACAUGAACGUGCACUGGAACCACCUGAUGUUCUGACCCUGCAGAUCCACAAGGAGGAAGACGGCACCUACAGCAUCAUCAGCACAGCCAACUUCACGGGGUCAAAGACGGUGACCUGCACGGUUUACAACCCAACUUCUAACAAGACUGUGGGAGCAACUGCAGACCUGCCUGCAGCUCCAAACCCUGAGUCCAAACAGGAGACAGAUGAGGUCCCCAGUGAAGGCCUGCCUGUGGCUGCAACGGCUGUGAUUGGAGUAUUUAUAGUACUCGUAGUACUCGUAGUACUCACAGCCUUUGGCUACAAGAAAUAUCACCAACAGAGACAACAGAGGUCUAACGGUCCUGAGCCGUCAGCUGCUUAUCUUUCCAACGGUGCUUUGCUAGCAGAGAAUGGAGGGGCAGACAGCCGAAGAGAAAGCCCAAGAGAAGCACAGCUCUGAGGUCAGCUCUCCUACCACUGAGGCAGAAUGACCACAAAUGAAGCCUGCAUUAAGAUUCAGAGUGAGACCAAGACCAGAGACCAGACUUGCAACAAGACUCUAACGACCAGCUUCAUCUCUCUGGCAUUAUUUAAUUUAGAGCUUCACAUGAUGGGCUGUACCUCGUUAUGCUCAGUAUUUGUAAUUCCUGCUUGAAAUUGAGAGAUUUCUGAGCUUUAACAUUUCUCCCUCUGUGAAGAUAAGCUAAAGGAUCUUGUUACUGUACUUAAGCAGAAGGCAUCUGGACUUCAGCAUUUAUUUUUCUGACAACUUUUUACUGCCUACAUGUUAACACUACUUUCUACUUCUUAACUUUUCAAAAUAGACUCAUUACUUUUGGUUCAACAGUAUCAUUUAUAGUGUUUAUACUCUGGGUUAAAGCAGGCGUACGUAUGUCGUCGGCUUCUAGCUUCUACAGAAGAGGAAAGAGCAUCAAAGAUGUUUCUCCAACAUUUCUAUCGGCUCAACAAACAUCAGCAAACACACAAACUGUGUGUGCAGUUUGUCUCACAGUGUGUGCUAAAGCUAAAGGUCCAGCUGCUUUUUUCACAGGGAGAGAAAAGACAGAGAGCUAAGUUCAGUCAGAGAUGGAGAAGGAUAAGAAAGACGGACAGGAGAGGAAGAGCUUAGACUUAAUGUUUAUAUCCUUAACCAUACGUUUCUAUGCAGUUACAACCUAUAGUUAUCUGAGCUUAGUCCACAACAACAUCGGUACAUUUAAUGUGAAAUAUUCUUUUAUUCUCUUCACCUUAAAAACUAUCCUAAAAUAUGAUGACAGCAUCCAUCUCAUCCUAAAAUGACCAAACAGCUGAUUCGUGAACAAAAUAACUGACAGACAUUAAAAUGUGAAGAUUUGUUUUUCCCUUGAAGUCAGUUUGUCCUCAUGUAAACGUGUUCAUGCACAUUCAAGUGUUUUCUUCAAACAGGACACCUGACCAACAAACAUGUAAUAGUAUUUGUACAGUAACAGUAUCCAGAGUACUUUAGGUUCGAAUCACCGCUGUGGUUGUUUGGGCUCAGCCAAACAGGUGUGGUUCACAUCCAUGUGUGUCCACUCAUGAUAAGGACACACAUGUAGUCCUGCAUUCACUUCAUCAAUGAAUCCGAGUGAACGUUUGUCCUGCAUUAACUCUGUGGGGUCUUCACCUCACAGUAACACGUGUGUUUGUUAACUGAUGCUAUAUGAAUAAAAGUGAACUACA